This is a messenger RNA of Elaeis guineensis (African oil palm), 2145 nucleotides long. Its product is annotated as surfeit locus protein 1. The record is from RefSeq and is a predicted model, not a curated record. NCBI's taxonomy places the organism in Eukaryota, Viridiplantae, Streptophyta, Magnoliopsida, Arecales, Arecaceae. Gene Ontology annotation, cellular component: membrane.
CCGCCUCCAGAAAUUUUAUUCGUCCAAGCGCAGAGCAUGCCUUCUUCCCCAUGGCGGCCUCACUGUCCAAAACCCUAAGAUUUCACCGACUUCUCCUCUCCAUACGCCGCAACUCGGCGCCAGCUCUUCCUCUCUACGCCUUCUACACCUCGGAAGCAACUCUCCGACCGCCUCCACCACCAGCGUCAUUCGCGUCCGUAGCAGCUCCAUCCGCAUCCCAAGCUCCAGAGAAAGAAAGGGGAAGAUGGUCCAAAUUGCUGCUUUUCCUCCCCGGUGCCAUCACUUUUGGCCUUGGAACCUGGCAACUUUUCCGAAGACUUGAGAAGAUAGAUAUGUUGGAUUACAGGAGGAAAAGAUUGGAGAUGGAGCCCAUAGUGUGGAGUGAGAUACAUUCUUUGGAUCAUGAAGCAGCUUCUUUGGAAUUCAGAAGGGUUAUUUGUGAGGGCUAUUUUGAUGACACCAAGUCAAUUUUUGUUGGCCCUCGUUCUCGAAGCAUAUCUGGUGUAACUGAGAACGGAUAUUAUGUCAUCACCCCUUUGAUUCCAAGGGCAACCGAUCCUGGCAGCAUGCAGCUGCCCAUCCUUGUAAACAGAGGAUGGGUCCCACGGGGCUGGCGGGACAAUUUAGAAGAGUCACAGAAUGUUGAGAGAGCUUCCAAUUUAGAAACAGGAGAUGCCAAGCAGAAUGAGAAAAGGGUUUGGUGGAAGUUUUGGUCUAAGAGUCCUGCAGUUUCCAAGGCUGAAGAGCCUGCCAUGUCUCCUGUAAGAGUUAUAGGAGUAAUUCGAGGAAGUGAGAAACCAAGCAUAUUUGUUCCAGCAAAUGACCCAAACAGUGGCCAGUGGUUUUAUGUUGAUGUUCCCAUGAUUGCUCGUGCUUGUGGUCUGCCAGAGAGUACCAUCUACAUUGAAGACAUAAAUGAUGAUGUUAGUGCAACUAAUCCUUAUCCUGUUCCAAAAGAUGUCAACACCUUGAUACGUUAUUCAGUCAUGCCACAGGACCAUCUUAACUAUACGAUAACCUGGUACUGGUUGAUACAGGAGGCACUCUCUGAAAGUACCAAAAAUUUCAGGGCAAUGUCCAAGUGCAGUGAUUAUAUGAGAAAUUAAGGCAGGCAGUUACACUGUGUUUGUAGUAUCAGAGAGUGCACUGUGAUAUCCAAGUAUGGUGACUUUAUGAGAAAUUAGGAAGGCAGUUAUUAGGGACAAGCAGAAUUAAGUUGUGUGGAAAGCAGAAUUAAGAAUUGCAUGCAAGAGAAUCUAAGUGGGUUAGAACUGGAGCAAAUUCUGAGUUCGCUGGCAAAAUUUCUCUAGCAGGAUUUGCCAGCACAAAUCUUGCAGCUUGCAUUAUCAGAGACUCAUGUAAAAAACUAUUGCGGUGGAAGGUACACCUAAUAGCAAAAGAUAAAAUAGGUUGAGAAGGAAAAGAUCUUUAUUGAUCAAUCGAACUUUGAAUGGUGGAGCCCGCCAAUACUCUGAAAAUUAAGGGUCUGCUACAGGCUAAGGAACCAUGCUUUGUGGUGUUAAUGGUCCUUGAAGUGUUCCAAACUAGAGAAGGGGGGCAAAUAAAGGCAGGAGAUGCCUCUCUUUACAAGAGUGGUCCCUUCUCCAUGAAAUUGAAGGACUAUUGGGAGCUGAAGAACUGGAUUAAUGAUGGACAUUAAGGGGAACUCUGGACAAGUGGAAUUUGAUAAAAUAGAAUUUGUAUUUCUGGAGAAUUGACUUGUCACGAUUGUUGGAGAUAAAUACAAAAGAAACCAAAUAACUUCGUUGGUAUUUGCAAAACAUUUGACAGCAACAACAAAAAAGGGUGGUGCCAAUUCUUCCCUAAAACUAUACCUGUAGCUGCGGUGUUUGCACUCUGGAGUAUCAUUUGGUUUCUGGGAUAUGGAUGAUGAGGCCAUGGUCUAACUGCUCUUGCUGGACUAUUAUGCUUUCAACUCUGAUAUAUACCAGAGUGAUGUGAUUGUGUUUACUCACUUUUUGAAACUUCUUCAAACUUCUGGAGGAUUCCUCAUAGCAUAGGACAGGAUAGGCUAAAGCUUCAAAUUCAUUGAAAAGUUAAUCACCACUUGCAUCUAUAUUUUCAUCCACAAGUUUAUGAUGACUUAAUUUUAGAAAAAAAAAAACAAAUAUAAAACAUUUCUUU